Bolinopsis microptera is the source of this 2677-nucleotide messenger RNA. RefSeq lists its product as uncharacterized. Lineage: Eukaryota; Metazoa; Ctenophora; Tentaculata; Lobata; Bolinopsidae. The coding region runs from base 29 to 982 and encodes 317 amino acids. The record is from RefSeq and is a predicted model, not a curated record. The transcript has a single exon.
AGGGCAGGGAUGGUCACUGUGGAGUGCAAUGCUAAGUGAAGUAGAAAAGAAUGGUAUCCGGAGUCUGUUAGAUAGACUCACAAGGGAAGACCUCAUAUCUUUAACCGACACCGUCACCAACCGUGCAGUCACCGUCGAAACUUGUAAGGAUGCGAUCGAGGCUAUCCUCAGUUUUACAAUGAACGUUAAGGUGCUGUUGCGCCGGAAAAAAGUGCGCCGCGAGCAUGUAUUUCAGUACCUGGCCGAGAAUCAGGUGUUCGUCCCAUCAACUGCUGAUAAGCAGCAGCUGAUAAAAAAGGUGAUGGAAUUGUGGGAGAUCAAGGAGAAGGAGUUGAAGAACGGAGGGGUCGGAGCUGAUUGUGAUUACGGAGACCCCUCCGUCUCCAGCACCUCACAAACUCACGGGGUAACUCAGGAACCCGCCUCAUCAACCACGUCUCCAGGCCACUCGCCCAAAACCAGUCCUGGGCUCUGUGGUGAUGUGGAGAAAAAAGACAAUGACGAUUAUGGUCAGAAGUAUGCCGAGCAGUGGACACCUUGGUUUUAUGAUUUGUUACGGCAGUGCGGCACCAACAUGAUCCACGACCCUCUCGCACCUCAUGGUAUGAGCGACUGGGGUGAGCAUCAUUUCUGGGCGGAUGCCGUUCUGAAAAUCGAGGUAACCGCCCGUAAUCAGACAACCGAGGAAAACUACAGCGGGGCCCUGAACGUAUCAAGGAGACUUUACAGUCUGGUGGUUCGGGAGAGCAUCUAUCUGAACCCUAACCUGGACAGAAACGGUAUCAAGGGCCGGUUAGAACAGCACAGUGGCAUGGUGCUUGUCACGGCUAGCGGCACUGUCCAUCGACACUCUCACUUUGUGGGGAUAUUCAGUCAGGCAUUUGGGCUACUCCGAGACCCUUCCGUCAACAAUAACUACAGAAUUAAGUUCACUAAUUUGCAGCUACGCAGUACAGACUAUAUGCCUCCCUACCAAACAUAGUACCCACCAUCGGAAUAAUGAUUUAUCUUUUAAACCUUCUCUCCUAGCGGGAGAGAGCACAUGGCACUUGCGGCACUGAGUGCACAGGGAGAGAAUUAGCUCAAUGUUGAGCCUCACCCCGUCACAUCAAGUUUUUAUAUUUCUAACCGUUGAUUCUUUUUUACACGAAAAUUAUUGUAAUCCAAUUUCGUUGGGUAUAAUAUUCUGAUCGAAUGUCUGGAGAGAGAGAAAUUGGAGAUAUGUAUCAAAACAUUGGGCACACGAUAAUAAUACCUCGAUAUAAUGUUUGUUGUUAUGAAGAGUAUCGGGAGAUUGUUGUUGUUGUUUAAAAUGUAACUUAUUUAAGUGCUAUUCGGAGCUAGAGGUUGAAGUAUUAAAAUCGUAUCGGUUGUUGACGCUGAAAGAUUAUAUGAUAUAAUUACCCAUUUGAUCGGUUUGAUACCACUUUCUCACGCACAUGAGGCAGCUCCUUUAUAUAACGGUUAAUUUUGUGCAGUGUGUGAACUUCGGGGGUAAAUGAAAUCUGAAUGUGUAAUGAAUAUGUAAAUGAUCUUCUGAAUAUGUAAUCGGUCGAACACCCCGUAUAAAUAUAUUAUAAUUUAAAAUGUUAUAUCAGUGCCGGUAAUGGGUGACGGAGGAGAAUAUGAGAAUUAGGAGGGUGGGAUGAGAGGGGGUUGACAAACUAGACUUACAACGGUUCUUGCUAAACCUGGUAGACACUUCUGAAUCUGAGUCUAGACUGGCAAAUUAUCUGGCGUAUUGGUUAGGAUAGCAAGAGAGGUAUGUCAACUUGAUAGAGCUGGUAGACCUGUACCCCUGUCCUUUAUAAUGUGAACAUCAGUGCAGGCUAUCUCUUAUAAGUUUGCUUUGGACAUUUUUUUAAAUCUUAAAUUUCGCAUGCUUGCCUAAUAAGCCGUAGGUAUUUGCAGAAACUGCGCCUUAUAUGAGGCGAGGUGUUUUAAUUUUCUAACUAGCAACUAUUUACAAUAUGUGCACAACUGCAACUGUAAAAAAUAUCACCCCAAAAUUUGCAAUUCAAAGGAGGCAUUUUGUUUUAAGCAGUUUUAUUGUCAGCACCACCUUCCACAUAAUAUGAAUAACUCAAAAAAUGUGUCUACUAACUACUUCCAAGUACUAAUUUACAUUGAAACUCCAUUCCAAAGCCUUUUAGAUGCACAUGAUAUAUCCCAACUGUACUAUAUAUGAAAAUAAAACCUUUUAAAGAUUUCUUGCCUGUUUUAAAAACGCUGAAAACUGAAAAGCAGAACUUACAAAACGUAAUGUUGCAGUUUAAGUGAUAGAAUGUUUAAAGAACCUGUGCUCACCAGCAAGAGUUUAGUUAUAGCAGUUAUAGCAGUUACAUAAUUAUGUUAUUUUAUGUUUUUACUGUGUGUGAGAGAAUUAUAGUGAAACUUGUGGUCAUCUUCUUAAGGUAGCAUAUAUGAUAUUAUGUUGUGUUUAAUGAUUCAAUGCUUAGCUUGAAUAUAUAUAUACAAGGUGAUAUAUAAAUAACCGUUAAUAAGUACAGUAAAUAAGGUACUUGAAGAUAAAUCCAGCCUAUCUUAUUGUAACCGUAUUAUGUUUCAGUCACGUGUAACUAAUUAAAUAGUCACAUCUGUGCUCCGUUGUUGCAUACAAAUAUCAUAUUGUUAUGAUUAAAUUAUAUAUUUCAUAUUGAUUGAAGCAUAAUUAUAA